Molecule: messenger RNA, 2441 nt
Organism: Poeciliopsis prolifica (blackstripe livebearer)
Lineage: Eukaryota; Metazoa; Chordata; Actinopteri; Cyprinodontiformes; Poeciliidae
Product: keratin, type II cytoskeletal 8-like
Exons: 9
Coding region: 331-1464 (377 amino acids)
Source: RefSeq, a predicted model, not a curated record
CGCCUUGACGCCCCUCCCCCCGGCUCCUCCGAACACGCUGGCGCUGCUGUUGCGAGGCAUGUUUGCUUAUGAUGGAUGACAAAGAACUGGCUGAACGCUGAUGAGUAAGGCGACACCUGGAUGGAAAGGAAGUGGAGUGAGUUUUAUAGCUCCUCUCUGCCUUCUUGUCCGCCCACAUUAAGGACUCUGCCUCGUGGAUCCAAUCCUCAUUCUUGGACAAACAGGUUCAGGCUUGAAAUUCAAGUAUUUCAUGUUGACUUCUCUGGUAAUUCGGCACCUGUUCUGUUUUGAUUGGACACUUGCAAACAUGUUGGGGAGGUACGCAGGUCCAUGCGCCUUCAUAAAGGUGAUGUGAGGUGGGAUCUCAUUCAUCUGCUCAGUCAGUCUCCAAGGUUCAGCACCAUGUCAAAACCUAGCAGCAGCAUGAGCGCACACUCCAGCGACAAGAAGCCCAAAAUGAGCGAGCCCAGCGCAAAGCUCGACUCAACAGGGAAAUCCGGGGAGAAAACACUCUUGGUUGGCCUCAACGACAAGUUCGUCCAGCUCAUCGACAAGGUGAAGGAACUGGAGGAUGAGAAGCUGAAACUGGAGAAGAAGCUGGAGAUCCUGAAGGGACAGGAGGACUACAGCGGGAACGUGGACGCCAUCGUGAGGCAGGCAGAGAACAAUCUGCGGGAUAAGAUUGAGAACUUGAAGAACGACCAGGAAAAACUGAAGGAUGAGUUUGAAGACAUUGCGAAGGAGGUGGAUGAUGCCAAGGAUAGGUAUGAGGAUGUAAUGAACAAGAGAGCUGAGCUGGAGAAUGAAUUUGUUGUUGUCAAAAAGGAAGUAGAUGAAGGACAUAUGGAAUUGGUAAACAAGGUUCUGGAUCUGGAUGACCUGACCAGAAAACUGGAGUUCCUCAGGGACGGCUUUGAUGAGGAGAUCAAGGAGCUGCAGUCGAUGAUCAAGAAUGAAAAGGUCGUCCUUCCCAAGCCCGUCAAGCGGUCUCUAGACCUGGAGGACUACGUCAAGACCACAGAUGCGCAGUAUGCCGCGUACGCCGCUCGCGCCAGGGAGGAGGCCGAGCAUUGGAACCAGAGAAAGAUUGAGUCCUUGGUCCAAAGUGCAGAGCAGAAGGAGCAGGAAGUCCGCGAGCAAAAGAGGGAUAUCUCUGACCUCAUGCGCCUAAUCCAGAGGCUGACUGCUGAACUGGACAGUCUGAAAAGAAAGGAAGAGUCCUUGAGAAACGAAAUUGACGCAGCAAGAGCAGACGGCGACAGGAACAUGCGGGAGGCCAGAGACACCAUUGACAAGCUGGAGGUGGCCUUGAAGGAAACCAAGCAGGAGCUGGCCAAACAGAUCCGCGAAUACCAGAACCUGCUGAACCUCAAGCUGGCCCUCGACAUCGAGAUCGCCACCUACCGGAGGCUGCUGGAGGGCGAGGAGAGGAGAUUGAACAACUUUCAACAUUCAGAUUACUAAAUGCAAACAACCAAUCCAAGUCCUUACUUGCACGCAGACGUUCACCAGCCAGAGAGGAAACACCGGCAACAGGAAAAACACCUGCCUGAAAGAAGUCACCUGCGAGACCAACGACACCGGCGAGGGAAACCUCCAACAAUUGAGUCCAGCAACAUCCCGAAACCGGACGAGACCCCAGGCCCCUCCAAUACACAGAAAUCCCCCACGCGCUACAAAAAACGCGUGGUGAUCCGGGUGGAAGUGGAAUCCGGGAGGCUAAUCUCCGAAACCACCCACUACAUUGACUGAUUUUUCUGGGACUUCCCGCAGCCAAAUCCAUAAAAUGUGAACAAAUCAUUUUCAAAAAUGAAGAAUAACCAACCGUUUAAACCUCCUGGUAAAAUUAAAAGUAAUAAUCUCUCUUGCACGUUUUCUGGCAGUGAACGUCCGACUGCAGCCCGGUGGCAGGUUGAAUCUGUGCUUGAACUGGUUUACGUCAAGCCGUGUCUUUAGCAAAGUUUUUUUUUUUCUUAUCUUUUGGUGGGAUGUGCAAUGCCUUUGGGGCUUCAGUGUUUCCUUUCAUCUUCUCCUGUGUUAUUUCCUUCAGACAGUGAUGACCCAAGCGCUGAGGUUUUGUUUUUGAUGCAAGAAAACCCAAGAAACUUCUAGCGUAAAUGUUUAUUGUUAUUUGAGAACAACUGGAUUUAUGGGCCUGAGCAUGCAGGAGUGUUUCCGUUUGCUUGGUUCCCUUCUUGCCAGUAUGAGUCAGAAAAUGCAGAUAAAAAUAAGAAAAGGUUCUCAGACUGGUGCUUAAAAGUUCAACAUUAUAUGUAGACAUGCAUGUGUUGCUCUGUUUUUAGCACGUUGUCCUGUAGCAUUGCAAAACUGCAAGUUGGAACUCCUCUGUUGGCUCUUGUGCUUAUGAGUCUCAAAUCUUUCAAAUGAAUCUAAAGUAAUCAAAUUUCAGGGUUUUGUGCAAAUAAAUUAACCUUUACAAA